Messenger RNA from Caenorhabditis remanei, 894 nucleotides. RefSeq lists its product as uncharacterized. The coding region runs from base 1 to 894 and encodes 297 amino acids. Lineage: Eukaryota; Metazoa; Nematoda; Chromadorea; Rhabditida; Rhabditidae. The record is from RefSeq and is a predicted model, not a curated record. The transcript has 7 exons.
AUGUUCUCGAUUUUCGAUAUCUUAUAUUCGAUAUCUGAAAUUUUAACACCUUUGGGAGUGCAAGGAAACAAACAUGGAUUUGUUGUAUUUAUUUCUGAAGGAUUGUUCUUCAAUCAUCCAGAAAUUGGACAACGGGCAAUGUCGAUUCGUUGUGGAUUCGUUUCUAUCAGUUACGCUCUGCUGAUAAUUCAUUUCGUGUAUCGGUACUUGGCAUUGUUUUUUCCUCAAAAACUUCAUUUAUUUUUUAAACCUAUCGGUAUAACACUGUUGACUACGUUCUUAUUGUUACACGGGUCUUCGUGGACACUGAUCUGUCAAAACUGUAUAGGAGCUGAUGAAGAAAUUCGGAAGAUAGUAUCCAAAUGUUUCAUAAAAGAAUAUGGUGUUGGCACUGACGGAGUUCCUAUGUUGGCAGCUUUAUAUUGGGGUGUCCGUCCUGGAAUUCAAUUUCGCAGUUGGCUCGGAAUCACCUUGCUCACUAUAAUUUCUUGGUAUUCCAUGAGUGUAUAUUUUAUUUUGGGAUACAAGAUUACAAUGAAAAUCAAAAGUAUUACAUUUGAACAAACGUUGAGUUCAACAAGUAUAAGACUGCAACGACAACUUUUCCUAACUUUAGUUGUUCAAACUUGCAUCCCCAUCAUUGCCAGUUUCCUACCUACAGUAAUCUCUUGGUAUGCUCCAAUAUUUGAUAUAAACAUCGGAUGGUGGAAUACAAAUGUUUCAACUGUAGCUCUAGCUGCAUUCCCGUGUAUCGACCCACUUGCAAUCAUUAUUCUUGUGCCAAACUAUCGAAAUGCACUGCUCAGAAGAAAUGGCGUGAUAUCUGAAGGACACACUUCAGGGAAUAUUGUUCCGCCGAAUAGUAAUGUCAUGUUCGAGAGACGGGUACGAUAA